AUGCCGCUCCUCGACCUCCCAAACGAGCUACUUCUGCAAGUCGCUCACGAUGUCGAUACCCCAACCCUCAGCGCACUCACACGGACAAACCGCCGCCUCGCGCAUCUCCUCUCCGCGGACCUCCUCAACACCGCGCUCAAGAACCGCCGGUAUAGCGUCACGGCUAUCUUUUUGGCAAUAAGCUACAAGCAAGCUGCACGGAUCAAGCUCCUCCUCGAGCGGUCGACGCAGAUCACUAUUACCAGUAAAUAUGGAACAGUCAUAUACGACAGCGGUGUUUGUAAGAUAUGGCACAAGGAUAUGAACCGCCUUGUUGACCGCCUCGUUGAAGAGGGUAAUACGGAUCUAGUGAUAUUUGACAAACCUUCUGGCCGCACAGCACUACACUGGGCCGCCGCGUAUGGCGACGCGGCCAUGGUACGGAAGCUUCUGCGUCUCGGCGCAAGCAAGAACUAUGUUCAUGACCGGUCAGGAAAGACGCCGCUCCACUGCGCGGCGGCCUCUGCGAACGUUACGGUGGUGCGCGCCUUGUUAGAGCACAGGGCUUGGAAAGCGGGCGAGAUCGACGCGGUCGAUAAGGGCAUUUAUGAGCUGUGCGCACUACACUACGCCGUACAGACCGGAGACAAAACGACAACGGAGCUGCUGUUGAAGGGCGGGGCGCGGGCAGAUAUAGUGAAUGUGUUUGGCGAGACGGCGCUCCAUAUAGCGGCGCAGGAGCGGGACCUGGGGAUGGUUAGGCUGCUACUGGGGGCGGGCGCGAAUGUGGAUGCGCAGGAUUUCGAUGGGGUGACGUCGCUGCACUGCGUGGUGGAGAAUAACGAUGUGGAGGUUGCGCGGGUGCUAGUGGACGCGGGCGCGGAUAUUCAUAAGCCAAGCUCGUUUUUUGUGAGUGGGAGAAGGAGAACGGGCGAGAUGUUCUGA
Molecule: messenger RNA, 924 nt
Organism: Morchella sextelata
Lineage: Eukaryota; Fungi; Ascomycota; Pezizomycetes; Pezizales; Morchellaceae
Exons: 3
Coding region: 1-924 (307 amino acids)
Cellular component (GO): cytoplasm; nucleus
Molecular function (GO): protein binding
Source: RefSeq, a predicted model, not a curated record